Trypanosoma cruzi is the source of this 2045-nucleotide messenger RNA. RefSeq names its product trans-sialidase, putative. NCBI's taxonomy places the organism in Eukaryota, Euglenozoa, Kinetoplastea, Trypanosomatida, Trypanosomatidae. The record is from RefSeq and is a predicted model, not a curated record. The transcript has a single exon. The annotation marks the transcript as partial.
AUGCUCUCACGUGUUGCUGCAGUGAAGGCACCCCGCACACACAACCGUCGCCGCGUGACCGGAUCCAGCGGGAGGAGGAGGGAAGGAGGAGAGAGUGAGCGGCAGAGGCCCAACAUGUCCCGGCAUCUCUUCUACUCCGCGGUGCUUCUCCUCAUUGUGAUGAUGUGCUGCGGCACAGGAGUUGCUCAUGCGGAGGUGCAGCCAUCGCAAAAAAAUUUUGAAUGGAAAGUCAUCAAGGAUGAGGGUGUAACUGUGGAGUCGUUGGGUGUUCCCAGCCUUCUAAAGGUGGGGAGUGAAGUAUUUGCCGUUGCCGAGGCGAAAAACACGGGGAAGGACGUUCAAGGCAGCUUUACUGGCAUUGCAUCCCAACUUCUCACGGAGACAGUGGAAAAAAAGGAUAACACACCGGUGGAAAUAAUGAAUGAUGCCAACACGAAGACACAAUUUCUGGAGGAAUCUAUUUCCGCAGGCCCAAAGAAGAAAGUGGAUGUGAGCCGACCAACAACAGUUAUGAAGGGAAAAGACAUUUACAUGAUUGCUGGGAAAUACAGCCAGACAGCUGCUACCGGUGAGAAUAGAGGUGCCGAUGACUCGGGGCUAUUGCUGGUGAAAGGGGAAGUCGGUGGUGAAGAAAAUAAGAAAAUAAUUUACUGGAAAAAUACUGAAAGUCUCCCGCGAAGACUUUUUGGCACAGAACUCGAAUCCUUGACGGGACUGAUUGGCGGCGGUGGAUCGGGUGUUAAGAUGCAUGAUGAUACGCUUGUGUUCCCAGUGGAAGGCACGAAGAAGAAGGGUGACGCACCAAACGAUGUGAAAACCGUUUCGCUGAUUAUACACGACUUGAAGGAUACUACUGAGAUUUGGAAGUUAUCGAAGGGGAUGUCUGACGGUGGCUGCAGUGAUCCCUCCGUCGUGGAGUGGAAGGACAAAAAACUCAUCAUGAUGACUGCGUGUGAUGGUGGCCGCCGCAGGGUGUACGAGAUCGGUGACAAGGGGGAGUCGUGGACGGAGGCACUCGGGACACUCUCGCGCGUGUGGAGCAACAAACAGGGCGCAGGAGCGAAGGCCGUUAGAAGCGGGUUCAUCACAGCGAAGAUUGACGGUGAAGAUGAUAAGAGAAAUGUGAUGCUCGUCACUCUGCCGGUUUAUUCCGAGAAGGCUGAUAAAAAAGUAACGGACAAUAGAAAGAGUGAACUCCAUCUUUGGCUGACGGACAACACGCACAUUGUUGAUAUUGGGCCGGUAUUCGAUGAUGACGCUGCCGCCAGCUCCCUGUUGUACAAAAGUGGAGAUAAUAAUGAGAAGGAGGAGUUGAUUGCACUGUACGAGAAGAAGAAGGACGGUGAGAAAGAAACAUCACCUGGUAUGGUCUCUGUGCUUCUGACUGCGCAGCUGAAGCGGGUGAAGGAUGUGCUGGCGACGUGGAAGGAGGUGGACGGCCGUGUCUCCAAGCUGUGCACCUCUGAGAGUGUUGAGAAGGAUGCCUCAACCGGCGAUGCCUGCAGCCCUACUGUUAAGAUCACGGAUGGGCUGGUUGGCUUUUUGUCCGGCAACUUCUCUGGUAACACAUGGAGGGACGAGUACCUCGGGGUGAACGCCACAGUGAAGAAUAAAGAGGAUGCAGGGGAGACAGGGGCAACAAAUACUUCCGAUGGUGUGACUUUCCGGGGAGCGUGGGCGGAGUGGCCUGUUGGCAGUCAGGGGGAGAAUCAGCUGUACCACUUCGCGAACUACAACUUCACUCUUGUGGCGACGGUGUCCAUCCACGGUGUGCCGCAGGAGGGUUCUCCCAUUCCUUUGAUGGGUGUGCAGAUGAAUGACAGCGGGAAGAUUGUUCUCCUGGGACUGUCGUACAACAGCGGAAAGAAGUGGCAGGUGCUGUGUAGUGGCGGGCCGAUCAGGAACACAGCAGCACUUUGGAGAAGGAUACAACACAUCAGGUGGUGCUUAUGCUACGGAACGGGCACCCAGGCUCCGCGUACGUCGAUGGUCAUCCCGUGGGGUGGGAAUGUGUCCUGUGCAUUGGGAAAUAGGGAUCAAAGAGA